Molecule: messenger RNA, 4537 nt
Organism: Malaclemys terrapin pileata
Lineage: Eukaryota; Metazoa; Chordata; Testudines; Emydidae
Product: zinc finger protein 391-like
Exons: 3
Coding region: 620-1285 (221 amino acids)
Cellular component (GO): nucleus
Source: RefSeq, a predicted model, not a curated record
CGGGGCUGGGGGAGGAGAGACCGAGAGAUGGGCCCGGGCCCCUUCCUGCGCCCAGCCCAGCGUGUGCACCGGCGGGUUUUCUGUUGUGAGCUCCUGGGGAUGUGACCACAAUCGGGCCUGGAGGAAAGGACAACACCGGAGAGGAAUCAGUGAGCAGGGAGUUAGACCAGCUGGGAACCCUGCAGGGGAGCACAAGAGUCCCAGCAAAGUCGCCCAGAGGCCCUCUAGCAGAGUUCAUAUCCCUCGACAAUGGAGCUCAGUAGUGGAAUCCACAUUGCACAAGUGGGGAAACUGAGGCACAGAGCGGGAUGGUCGCCCAGGAGGCCAGAGACGGGAAUAGAAGCCAAGUGCCCUGAGUUCUGGUGCUCUAUCCGCUAGGCCACGCUGCCUCUCACCAGAAACGGGGAGGCUUAGGGAGCAUGCCCCUCCCCGCAUGGAGCAACUCACCACUGGAUUCUCUGUCCUCACAGGGAGCAGGGAAGAAGGGGGAUCCCCGGAGCUGCCUGGGAGGAGCCAAAGGGAACAGUCCUGGUAGCGAAGCCGGGCUGCAGGCAGGCUCGUUCGAGGAUUGGCUGCGCACAUAACCCCAGGCUGCUGGAGCCCCCCACCGGCCACGCCCAUGGGUGAGAAGUCCAAUACGUGCCCGUACUGCGGGAAGGGCUUCCGGCGCAGCUCCCACCUGACCCGGCACCUGGGCACCCACUCAGGCGGAGAGCAGCGCCCCUAUGCCUGCAGCCACCGCAGCAAGGGCCCGGCCCUGACUCUGCCGCCGGCGGGCGAGCGCCCCUACGCCUGCACCCACUGCGGGAAAGCCUUUGGGCGCAGCGCCCACCUGGCCCGGCACCAGGAGACCCACUCCGGUGAACGCCCCUACAAGUGCACCUACUGCGGGAAAGCCUUCGGGCGCAAUGCCCACCUGACCCGGCACCAUGGCACCCACACCGGUGAGCGCCCCUACCAGUGCGGUAUCUGUGGCAGGGCCUUCACCCGUGACGCCCACCUGACCCGGCACCAGCUCGUCCACACCGGCGAGAAGCCCUUCCAGUGCGGCGUCUGCGGCAAAGCCUUCACCCGCAGCGCCCACCUCGCCCGGCACCAGGGCACCCACACGGGCGAGAAGCCCUUCGAGUGUGGGGUCUGUGGCAAAGGCUUCACCCGCGAUGCCCACCUGGCCCGGCACCGGGCCACUCACAGCGGCGAGCGCCCCUACAAGUGCGCCAACUGCGGGAAGGGCUUCGGAGCCACCUCCCACCUCCUCCGCCACCAGAGGACCCACCAGGAGUAGCUGCCCUGGCGUGGAGCGUGGGAACCAAGGGGCAGUGGUUCCCACGCCCCUGGCGCCCUCCUCCAUCAUGGGAGGAGAGGGCAUGGGAAUCAGGGGGCACCAGUUCCCAUGCUGCCACCCUCUGGGGCUUCCCUCCCACAUGGGGAACUGAGGGGGUGCCAGCUGUCAUGCCCACUCCUUUCCCAUGGGAGGGUGUGGGACUCAGGGGGGUGCCACUUCCCGUGCUGCCACCCACUGGGGUGCUCGUCCCCCGGAGGGAGAGUUGGUGCCCCUACUUACACACACUGACAUGCUCCUACUCCCCUGGGCUGGGCGUGGGAAUCGAGGGGGGGCAGCUGCAACGACCGUACAGGAGGAUCUGGCCCAGAGUUGGGCUCCGGGCAUCCUUGGGGCGUGGAUGUUAACGCGGGCUGCCUGGGGAGCACACGGAAUCACCGGCCCCAUGGCCGGUCUGCCCUGCGAAGGGACGACGAUCCAGCCGUAUCUAAAACCUCGUCCAGACAGGGAGAUUGACUGAAACAGCAGCCCCAGGUGGACGCGCUUUUCCGAGGGAAAAAGAACUCUAUCCCGGGACAAUCACUCUGCCCCCAAAGCGACGCCCUUGCCCAGCCCCGGCGACAGGCCCAGAUGCCUUCUGCUUUGCCAGGCUGGUCACAGGUGCUAGCCCCCUCAGCCCUUGCCAGGCUUGGCCUCAUCCCUUCACAGCAGGGCCCCAGGGCGCUGGCCCUCAAAGGGGUAGCCAGCCUGGUCCAGGGAGUCCAGAAUAGCUCUGUUAGAUGGCACUAGCCAGUGUGGAGUAGUUAGUCUGGAACAGCCAGGCCAGGCCACUUCCUUCAGUGUAGACAUGGUGUGAGAGCGCACAGGCAGCAUGCCAAGACAAGAGCAGCAGGGGGGUCUGUCCGUGUGUGUGUGUGUGAGAGAGAGAGAAACCCUGUGUGUGUGUGUGUGUGUGUGUGUGUGUGUGUGAGAGAGAGAGAGAAACCCUGUGCGUGUGAGAAACCUCCUUGUGUGUUCCUGUGUGUGUGAGAAGCCUCCUCGUGUGUAUGUGUGAGAAACCUCUCACGUGUCAGAAACCUCGUGUGUCUGUGUGUGAGAAACCUCUGCUCGUGUGUGUGUGAGAAACCUCUGCUCGUGUCUGUGUGUGUGUGUGAAUGUGAGAAAAACCUCUGUGUGUCUGUGUGUGUGUGAGAGAGAGAGAGAGAGAAAGAAACCUCCUGUGUCCAUGUGUGUGUGAGAAACCUCUUCUCAUAUGUGUUUGUGAGAAACCUCCUUGCAUAUCCGUGUGGGUGUGAAACCUUAUAUGUGUGUGAGAAACCUCCUUGUAUGUCCGUGUGUAUGUGAAACCUCGUGUGGAUGUCCAUCCAUCCAUGUGUGUGAAAUGUCAUGUGUGAAACUUCCUCCCACAUGUCCAUGUGAGUGUGUGUGUGAUAACCCUCCUUAUGUGUGUCUAUCCGUGUGUAUGUGUGUAACUCUUUGCCAGAGGAUGUUGUAAAGGCCAAGACUAUAACAGGGUUAAAAACUAGAUAAAUUCAUGGAGGAUAGGUCCAUCAAUAGCUAUUAGCCAGGAUGGGCAGGGAUGGUGUCCCUAGCCUCUCUCUGCCAGAAGCCAGGGAUGAGCAACAGGGGAUGGAUCACUUGAUGAUUGACUGUUCUGUUCAUUCCCUCUGGCGCACCCAGCACUGGCCACUCUCGGAAGACAGGAUACUGGGCUAGAUGGACCUUUGGUCUGACCCAGUCUGGCCGUUCUUAUGUUCUUAUGUGUGUGUAACACCUCCUUGUGUGUGUGUGAGAAACUUCCUACCGUGUGUGCAGGUGUGGAAGUGCGAGCCUCCAUGUGUGUGCAUGUGUAUGUGAAGCCGCCUCGUGUGUGUGUGUGAAACUUCUUCCUAUGUGCAUGUGUCUGUAUGAAACCUUGUGCAUGCGUGAAACCUCCUCCUGUGAGUGUGUGUAUCUGAAACUUCCUCAUGUGUGUGAAACCUGUAACUGUAUGAGUUUGUGUGUGUGUGUGAGAAAUAGGGUUGCCAAUUUUGGCUGGACAUAUCCCUGGAGGUUUCAUCACAUGACAUAAUAUUUAAUUAAAGAUUGAUCUUUAAUUUCUGGAGAUUCCAGGACAAUCUCGGAGGGUUGGCAACCCUAGUGUGAAACGUGUGUGAGAAAGAGAGAGAAACCUCCUCCGAUGUUUCUGUCUGUCUGUGAAACCUGUGUGUGUGACAGAGAAUAAAGCCUCAUUGUAUGUGUCCACGAGAGAGACCUUCCAUGUGUGUGUAUGAGAGAGAAGCCUCCUUCUGCACGUGCAUGUGAGAGAACCCUCCUACAUGCGUGUGAGAAAACCCUCGUGCACGUGUAUGUGUGAGAGAACCCUCGUGCAUGCACAUGUGUGAGAACCCUCCUUGUGUGCACGCAUGUAUGAGAACCCUCCUCAUGUGCGUGUGUGUGUGUGUGUGUGUGUGUAUGUGAGAGAGACAGAUAGAAACCCAGACACAUGCGCACGUGAGGGAGGAGGUUUUGUUCCCACACCUUGGGGGAGCGGUGCGCUUGCUGUGGGACCCAGCAAGUCGCUGUGGGGUUGUCAGAGGAGCACCGAGGCUGCUGGAGGAUAUUUCUGGCCUCUGCCCCAUCUCGCAUGGAGGCUGUCUGCACACUGCACUGUAAUCCUGGGUCUGGGGAAGCCAGGCCUGUGCACUCGCUGUGUCCGAGCCUGCGCUGGAGCAUCCGCAUUGCUUUGUAAACCUGAGUUUGCAAAUGCUGGCCCCAGUCUCCCAGCCAGGCUAGUGCGUCCACACUGCACCACGUGGCCCUUCUGCCUCUGGGCUGUGGCUUGAGCUGUGUCCACACUGCACGACACCAGGGCUUGGACCCACCCACCGUAGCCAGGCCCUGGGCCCGGUGCACUUGCUGAGCCAAGUCAGACCGACAUGUGUGGACGGCAGGGGGGGCCUGGUGCUCAAACCUGAGUCAGAGCCAGGCUUAGUGCACAGUGUAGACACACCCUGAGGGAGCUGGCCAUUUUCCCUCAGUCAAAAUGGCCACUCUCUCCCAUUUAUUUGAGGGGGGGUUGAAGCCAGCCUGUGCUGUAGAGUUAGCCCCCACCCUGAAAGGAUCCAUUCAGGGAGCCUGGGGCAGGAAACUAGGGCAGGGGGAUGGGGGGGGCAGAAAGGUCGAAGGGUCACAGGGAUGUGGGGUAUAGAGGGCAGGAGGGGGUUGCAGGGAAAUGUGGAGAGCUGAGAGGUCACAGGGGCAGGUGGGGGCAGC